This is a messenger RNA of Closterium sp. Naga37s-1, 654 nucleotides long. The record is from the annotation of a GenBank genome assembly. NCBI's taxonomy places the organism in Eukaryota, Viridiplantae, Streptophyta, Zygnematophyceae, Desmidiales, Closteriaceae.
AUGGACGAUGACUUCGGACACCUGGACGAUGUCAAGUCGGCGCAGAGCAGCAACGAGGAAGCUACAAACGGGGACAAGCACGAGGAGCUGAAUGAGCCUUCGCAGGUGAAGGCGACGCUGGGGCAAGGUGAGGAGCCGCAGCAGUCGGAUGUGAUCUUCUACGUCCAGACGGCGUGGAGUGCGUUCGUGUCUGCUCUCGCGGCCGAUGACGUGGCAUCAGCCUCGUCUAGCCUGUUCGGUCCCGACGUCGUGACGCUCAUGGCUCCUGGUGCUGACAGCAUGACUCUUGAGACAGAACAGGAGAAGACAAACCUGCUCAAUGAAUUUAAGGCAUCGCACCUUUCACUCUCGGUGAUGGUUGAGGAAGUAGCAGUGCUAAAAGGAAGUGAGUCCACGCAGAGAUCGGAAUCAUCGACUAUCAGUGCACUCGUCAGAUCUACAUACAGCAUCGCAAAUGCACAAGGCAUAGACGUGGAGCACGGAAAGAGAGUGGAACUAUGGCGGGCAAGUGCUACCAAUGGGCGAGAGUGGCACUUGUCAUGGUCCAUGUGGAAUGGUGAUGGCCGUGUGCUUACAAGGGAGGAGGCCAUGGCUGCAUACGAAAACGAUAAGUUUGUUCCACACGACAACAACCAAGUAUUUUCUAAUCUGUAG